AUGCUUACAGUGCAAGGUUUCUACACAUUUCUGGCUGUGAUCAUAUUCACCGGCCUUGUGACGGUCCACAAAACAGCUGACUAUUGGAAGAAGACAUGCCCGUAUAACUUCUCCUUCCCACAUAACAGAAUCACACGUAGGCGUUUUGAGGAAAUCCUGUGGUCACUUCAUCUCAGCAACCCUGCUGAAGAUGAAGAAAAUGAUAAAAAGAAGAACACUGGAGGAUAUGACCGUCUCUUCAAAAUAAAGCCUCUGUACAGUGAGCUGGUGGAGGCCUGCAAAACCCACUUCCAUCCACAUAAAAACCUCUCAAUCGACGAGCGCAUGGUUGCUUCCCAAGCCAGAAUAAGCAUGAGGCAAUACAUGAAGAACAAGCCUACAAGGUGGGGGUAUAAGCUUUUUGUUCUGGCAGAUUCUUCCACAGCCUACACAUGGAACUUUUUUGUUUAUACAGGCAAGAGUAUGUCCACCACAGGUCAUGGUCUGAGUUACACAGCAGUCAUGGACCUAUUGCCUUUUGCUGUGCUCGGUAGAGGCUACACUGUGUAUACCGACAAUGUUUACACAAGCCCUACCCUGGUCCAGGAUUUGGCGAAGAAGUUCUUUGGCUGUUGUGGAACCAUCCGGAAAAAUAAUGUUUGUUUUCCUCAGACCGAGGCAAACGACCUGCCUAAGAAAGCUGAGAGAGGAGAUCUGCGUUGGAUACGGCGCAGCAACCUCCUCUUUGUGAAAUGGAUGGAUACACGGGAAGUGACCAUGUGCUCGUCGGUGCAUGAGGCCUUCACUGGACGGACGGUCACGAGGAGGGUGAAGGAGGCUGGUGUGUGGCAAUUGAAGCCUAUACCGGUCCCUGACGCUGUAGUCGACUACAACCACAACAUGCGAGGUGUGGACCUAUCGAAUGCACUGAUAGGCCCUGCACUAAAGACCAGGAAAUGGUACAAAACUUUUUUUUAUCAUUUUGUGGACAUCGCAGUGGUGAACAGCUUCCUACUACACAAAGAGCUGCUGAAGUUGUGGAACCCUACCCAGACAAAGCCGCACACCCAAAAGACCUUCAGAGAGCAGCUGCUGAAAGAGAUGUUGGAGUUUGCUGAAGGCUCAGCAGCUACUCCACCGCCUGCCUCCGCCACCACAUGCAUGCCCGCCUACUAUACAACUGAUGACUCCAGAAUUCGAAAACAUUGCAAAAGGUGCCUCAAGGCUGGGAUCCCGAGGGUGAAGACGGCCGUGUAUUGUAGAAAAUGUCAGGUCCCACUGUGUCUCACUGCAAAAAAGAACUGUUUCCAGCUCUGGCACGACGAGCAGUAG
Messenger RNA from Scomber japonicus (chub mackerel), 1311 nucleotides. Its product is annotated as piggyBac transposable element-derived protein 4-like. The transcript has a single exon. The record is from RefSeq and is a predicted model, not a curated record. The coding region runs from base 1 to 1311 and encodes 436 amino acids. NCBI's taxonomy places the organism in Eukaryota, Metazoa, Chordata, Actinopteri, Scombriformes, Scombridae.